AUGGAGAAAACUGGUGGUGAAUUAAGUAAGGUUAGUGUUUGUUUAUCACCUGUUUUAUUUUAUCAAUAUGCAGAGCAGUUGGAUAGUGAUUGUAUAGUUGUGGUGAUCGAUGUACUCAGGGCAACGACAACUAUUGCAAGUGCACUCAACAAUGGUGCCAGCGGUGUAAAAGCAGUGUCUGAGGUAUCGGAGUGCAUCGAAGUCGCCGCUCAGCUCAACGGUGUUGCCGGUGGCGAAAGAGAGGGAAAGGUAGCACCCGGUCUGGAACAUGGUAAUUCACCACUGGAAUACACCAGAGAGUUGCUAGGUGGACGUCCACUCGUGCUGACAACCACCAACGGCACACGUCUUCUCAACCUAGCACAGAAACAUUCACCAAAGCAAAUCAUCACCGGUGCCUUUGUCAACCUGGAUGCAGUGGUCACUCACAUCCGCGCAGAAAAGAAACUCUCGGAAUCCAAUCGAUUGAAUGUCGUUCUAGCAUGUGCAGGUUGGAGAGAUUCCGUUUGUCUUGAAGACUCUAUGUUUGCUGGUGCAGUAGUGUCGAGACUGAGAGAAACCGGUGACUUUCAAAUUCAAUGUGAUUCCGCACAGACCGUUGAGUCACUCUACAACAGCGCUAAAUCCGACCUCUAUGAGAAUCUCAAAUCGGCAUCACACUUCCAAAGACUAGCGAAACUCAAUCUUUUCGACGACCUCAGAUUCUGUCUUACUCCAAGCACAAUCAAUCUAGUUCCAUUGUUCAACGUUGACACUGGAUUAUUAAUUUCAAAAGUACUGUAA
Molecule: messenger RNA, 783 nt
Organism: Heterostelium album PN500
Lineage: Eukaryota; Evosea; Eumycetozoa; Acytosteliales; Acytosteliaceae
Product: 2-phosphosulfolactate phosphatase
Exons: 1
Coding region: 1-783 (260 amino acids)
Molecular function (GO): 2-phosphosulfolactate phosphatase activity; sulfopyruvate decarboxylase activity; magnesium ion binding
Source: RefSeq, a predicted model, not a curated record